CGCCAUCUCGCUCAGGUGUCUGGUCAAAACGUCACAUCCUGCAUUUUGACCAUUUCCAAAACUUUACAGCUUACACGUGCCGGAACGUUUUCAGAAAAGAGAUCCGAUCCGGAUCUGACGGAUCCCCUCCUUCCGACGGGCGGUGCGACGCGUGGGUGAAAGCCGCGGAUUGGCGGAACGGGAGGAGGGCGUGGACUCGGUUUCCCAGCUGUUUUCCACCCAUCCAUCUGUUUAUCCAUCCACUCGUCUCACACCACCCAAAGCUCCGCCGAGGAGGCUUUCUGUAGUCACACCACAUCUAAUUAAAAACCCCAUCGGUACCGGAUCUUGUUGUCGCGCACUACACACCGCCCCGUCGUCCUGGCGUGGAGGCCGCGGACCGGCUCCGUUCCGUCCCGCAGCAUCAGUGAUGAGGAGAGCCAGAAGACAGAUGAUGGAUUUGUCUCCUGCGACACACUUGGACCUGGUUCGUCUCGGAAGUGGAGCUCAGAUCCGACAGAACCGGUGAUCAGGACUUGUAUCCUGCAUGUGAUCCGGUAGGCCUUCCCCGGGAGAGUCUGUAAAGCAGUCGUCAUCUCUGUACCGACGGUCUCGUUUCGGUUCUGCUCCGGCUCACGCUGAAUAAGCUGCCUGCCAGCCGGGCGGGAUUAGAGCCCGUCGCGUUUGGGCCGUUAGAGGAAUUCGGUAUUAUCAUGCAUCAUCCCCUCCGUCCUUAAUCCGGCUUCGCUCUCACAUCUCGGUGGAUCUCCUGCUCCGGCUCCCGUCAUGCCCACCUCCCGCUCCGGCGCCGCGCCCCUCGACUACUGGGUGGAGGGCUCCCGGAGGGACGCCACGGUGGAGGACCUGUACCAGAUGGGCUCCGAAUUGGGCAGAGGAGCCACGUCUGUCGUCUUCCGCUGUGAAGAGAAACAGACUCAGAAACCCUACGCUGCCAAAGUGCUCAAGAAAACCAUUGACAAGAAAAUUGUUCGGACUGAAAUCGGAGUUCUUCUUCGCCUCUCCCACCCGAACAUUAUUCGACUGAAGGAGAUUUUCGAGACAGAGACAGACAUCGCCCUUGUACUGGAGCUGGUGACAGGAGGAGAGCUGUUCGACAGGAUCGUGGAGCGAGGCUACUACAGCGAGAGAGACGCAGCGCAUGUCAUCAAACAGAUUCUGGAGGCCGUAGCGAUGUACAGCCGCAUCCUCAACUGUGACUAUGAGUUUGUAUCUCCAUGGUGGGAUGAAGUCUCCCUCAACGCCAAGGAUCUGGUCAGUAAGCUGAUUGUACAGGAUCCACACAAGCGGCUGAGUGUCCUGGAGGCGCUGCAGCACCCCUGGGUUCUGGGGAAAGCCGCUCGCUUCUCCCACAUGGACACCACCCAGAGGAAACUACAGGAGUUCAACGCCCGACGCAAACUCAAGGCUGCCAUGAAGGCUGUGGUUGCCACCAGCCGGAUGCACGAGGGUUCUCGGCGUCGUACCGACAGCUGUGAGAUGCCAGGCUCAGGGGGGUCCCAGCAGGGCAGCAUGCAGCAGGACCCUCCCCCGGAGCCAGUGGGCCAUGCCCUCCGAGCCAAAGAGGCCCCAACUGAAGCCCAGCAGAAAGAGUCCAAACCUGGGGAGCAGUGUGCGCCACCCUUCCCCUCCCCCCCACGAAGCCCCAAACCGCAGACCUUCAACAUCCCGACUCUAGGGGGCAGCCCUGGUUGUCCCAUGCCCACUAGACCACCCCUUAAAGCAGACGGGCUGAGACAAGUGUCCGUAAUCCCCAAAUCAACAGUGUUCCAAACCAGGCUGCCCCAGAAGAGCUGCUCUUCAGUAGAGCCUGCCUCCGGGGCGGAGACUGCGCCCGUAUUGGCCACGCCUCCAAGUCCCAAGAGCCUCAGCAAUGGAUUCCCUGUAGAGGCUGGUAGUAAGACUGCCCAGUGCCAGUAGAACCAGAGCUACACACACAAGCAAACAAACACACACAUGAAAACGCACAUGCACAUAAACAUACAAGACGGAAGACAGAACAGGAAGUGGAGAUGAUGGUUCCUGUCUUAUCUCUCUGAAUGAACUAGGCUGACUGUCGGAGCAGAGUCCACCUGAUUGUAUGGAGAUGAUGCCGUCCUGCUUUAUGAUCUGCUUUAAGCGUUUUUAUCCUCUUUCUACUCUGAAAAGCCCACUGACUCUUUAUGCACUUGCAGCAUAUGGACUGAUAGCAGUCUGUCCUUGUGUAGUCUAUCUUUCAGGUGAGUAAUAUCUCGUAUUUGUGAGCAACUAGUGAAGCCGUAUUGUACAAUAUUCACUCCACCUUAUUAAUGAUAAUAAUCUGAUGUUUGCACUGUAAAUACUUUAAUUUGAGAUGUAUCCCAGAUUCUCUCUUUUAGUCAUUUCCUGUUGUGGUUGACCGACCCUGUUCCCAUCUAGAUAAACAGAAAAGCAGAAAGGUUCUGCACUAUGACCCCUUUCCCAAAUUGAACUCGGACCUUUAUUGAAGAAAAAAGUCAAACUCUGAAACCACACUCGCUACCUCUUUUUAUACAGGGGCUUCCAAAAUGUCAGACAACACUCUUUAAAAAACAUUGAGGAUCUCAGUGGACAAGCAUGAGGCCACUCCAUGAAACUAUAUUGACAGAAAUUCAGAUUGUUAUGUACAGAAAACCGAGGAACGCAUGCGUCGCCAAAGGGCUUACUCUUGGGAAUAAUACUUAUCACUACAAUGCCAUUUUUCUGCAUGUCUUCUUUCAACCUCUCUGCCAAGGGCAUCCUUGACGUUAGCCUGCUAGCAGCCACGUCCACAGUACCUUCUGGCCAGUAAGCUGGCAUCACAUAUUGUCUCACUUCCACAGUACCUUCUGGCCAGUCAGUCUGCAUCACAUACGUUUCACUUCCACAGUACCUUCUGGCCAGUCAGUCUGCAUCCCAUAUUGUCUCACUUCCACAGUACCUUCUGGCCAAUAAGCCUGCAUCACAUACCUUCUCACUUCCACAGUACCUCCUGGCCAGUUAGCCUGCA
This is a messenger RNA of Lampris incognitus (smalleye Pacific opah), 2983 nucleotides long. Its product is annotated as calcium/calmodulin-dependent protein kinase type IV-like. Gene Ontology annotation, molecular function: calmodulin binding; ATP binding; calcium/calmodulin-dependent protein kinase activity. Gene Ontology annotation, biological process: protein phosphorylation. The transcript has 8 exons. The record is from RefSeq and is a predicted model, not a curated record. NCBI's taxonomy places the organism in Eukaryota, Metazoa, Chordata, Actinopteri, Lampriformes, Lampridae. The coding region runs from base 766 to 1917 and encodes 383 amino acids.